This is a messenger RNA of Colletotrichum spaethianum, 189 nucleotides long. RefSeq lists its product as uncharacterized. The transcript has 2 exons. The record is from RefSeq and is a predicted model, not a curated record. NCBI's taxonomy places the organism in Eukaryota, Fungi, Ascomycota, Sordariomycetes, Glomerellales, Glomerellaceae. Bases 1 to 189 code for a protein of 62 amino acids.
AUGUCUGGCGACAACGAUCUCUGGAAUAAUGUCGGAUCUAUCAUGGAUACCGCCCCCGUUACUCUGUCCGACAUGUACGGCAUGUUCCAUGAUGCCGUCACAAAGCAUUGCCAGGAGACUGGCGAGAUCAUCACCUACACCUAUGUUAAUGUCAUUAAGGCCUACGUUGACUGGUUGAUGUGUAAGUAA